Molecule: messenger RNA, 774 nt
Organism: Melanaphis sacchari
Lineage: Eukaryota; Metazoa; Arthropoda; Insecta; Hemiptera; Aphididae
Exons: 2
Coding region: 180-662 (160 amino acids)
Source: RefSeq, a predicted model, not a curated record
UAUCGAAAUUUCAAAUUGAAUCAUUUAGUUGUAUUGUUGUCAAUUUGUAACUCUGAACUCGUAAUUUUAAAUUUAUCAUAAUAAUAUUCAAUGCUGAACAUUUACAAAUUCAAAACUCAAAUUGUACCUAGUUACGAAACGUUGUAACUUAAUACUUUGUUUCUAAAUAAUUUAUAAAAAUGAAUAAGCCUAAGACAAAUAACAAACUAUCAAAAAAACAAGAUGAUAAUAACGAAAACGCCUGUCGUCGUAAAAACUGUAGGUAUGUUGUGCCUAAACCUACUUUGUAUUCAUCUAUUAUUCAAACAGAGGCAAAGUUGAGGAACAUUACACAUUCUCGUUUGGAGCCCAAACCAAAUACGGUCAAAAGAGGAGUCAGGGAGGUGAAUUUUCCAUUUACCAAACAUGUGUACGACUAUAAUAACAUGAUGAAUAUCGGAUUAAAUAGCAAUUUAAAUACUGCAACAAAACCCAAGCCUAGGGAACUGCAUUCAACAAAAAAUCCAGAACCCAAGUUAUAUGAUUAUUACAGACCGAAUUUUGAUAAUGUCCAGCGAAUAGAAAUGAACGGCAUUAAUACUAGUCCAGAAUUAACAUUACAGUAUGAUGGUUUGGCAGUGUCGAAAUUACUAAAUGAAAUUGAUGAUUUGAUCUUUAGAUAAACAACAAUUGAUAGUAAAAAGAAUUAAACUACCUUUUUGUUAUCUAUUUUAACUUUGUGAUAUUUUUAAAUGUAAUAAGACUAUUAUUUGAUAUAAUUUAGUAAUAAUAAGA